AGUAACAGCUAUUCACAGCCUGCCUUGUUUUAACCACUCUUCUUCCCUGUCCUUGCCAAGGAUACGUUCAUGGCUGAAAGCAAGGAAGAGACAGACAAAAAGGGUGGAUACACGUACUGGAAGCGCGACAUAGAUGAUGCCCACCUUUUGCCCGACACCCGUCCACAAAAAAUCGAUGGUGCCACUCAGCAGGAUGUAAAGGAUGUAAAGGACUCCGUGGGCUCCAGUUGGAAUUCUGCUGGAACUUGGGAGGAGAAGGACAUGAGCGUGCCAGCAAGGGCUGAGCUCGAGAAGAUCUUGACGGACGAGAGCUUUGCUUUGCUUGAUGAAGGCGGAAACAAGGUGCAGGGAUUCAAUGCCACUGUGACCGGGGACUCGCAAGCUUACCACAUCCGUGGGAGGUCCCGUCUUGGUUACGAGUUCAAGGUGAAGCUGUCUUGGAAGGGUUCAUUUGGCGGUAAAGAGGUCUCGGGCGAGCUCGACAUCCAGGACUUGGACUCGAGCGACUUGGAUGGCUUUGACGUCAGGCCAAAGCCAAAAAAUGCUGAUUCUAAAAGCGCAGCAGAAGCACUGAAGAAGGGUGCCAGGCCAGCUGUGAAGAAAGCAGCAGAGAUGCUGAGCCAGCGACUGCUAGCUAGGUCUGGCUAGGUCAUCCUCAGUUCGAUGCUGAUUUGUUGCGGAACUCAGCCAACCAUCGAGUGAGACGAUCCGCAUAAGCCUAGGACACCCGUACCCAGACUGCCAAAACGGCACUGCAGCGUCAAAGAAUUUGCGCAUUGCCAAAGACCAACCAAGCCAGACGACAAGAAC
Messenger RNA from Durusdinium trenchii, 810 nucleotides. Lineage: Eukaryota; Dinophyceae; Suessiales; Symbiodiniaceae. The record is from the annotation of a GenBank genome assembly.